This is a messenger RNA of Colletotrichum truncatum, 1806 nucleotides long. Its product is annotated as WD repeat domain-containing protein. Gene Ontology annotation, cellular component: anaphase-promoting complex. Gene Ontology annotation, biological process: positive regulation of anaphase-promoting complex-dependent catabolic process; positive regulation of ubiquitin protein ligase activity; anaphase-promoting complex-dependent catabolic process. The record is from RefSeq and is a predicted model, not a curated record. Lineage: Eukaryota; Fungi; Ascomycota; Sordariomycetes; Glomerellales; Glomerellaceae. Gene Ontology annotation, molecular function: anaphase-promoting complex binding; ubiquitin ligase activator activity; protein binding.
AUGGCCACCGCUUCAGUAUCGACCCCCAUCAAGUCCCAUAAGGGGCUCUUCUCUUCCAGGACCGCUGGCGGUCGGAUGCCCCUUACUCCCUCUCCUCGUCAGCACUCUACCACCUCAGUGUCGGCGAAUCUGAACUCCUCCCCCUUUACUCCUGAGAAGCAGUCUUGCAAUGACACAUACCGGGCAUCUGGCAAGUCCACGUAUAGCGGCAACCUCACAGCACACCUUGCGAGAUCGACCACCAAUAAGUCAUCACACCGCGACUCUCCUAAGUCCAAUAUUGCCAGAGGCGUCUCUACCCCUCGCAGAGCUCUGGAGCUCGGAGUGUCCGAUUUCACUUUAACUGGUACUGGCACCAAGACCCCUUCCAGCUCCAAGGUCAAGAAGGGCUCCCUGAGACAAAAGACUGCCAAGACGACCGCCAGCUAUGGCGCAGACCGUUUUAUUCCCAACCGGGGCGCCAGCUCCGCCAUCGCUAACGUUGGCAGCGGCAAGCUCGAUAUGUCUGACAAGCGAUCCAAGAGUGGCACUAGCGAGGCCUCGAAUGUUCUGUCGUCGGCCACAGACGACGCCAUUGCUGCCCUUGAGGGCCUCAACAUUGACGAGGAGGAGCCUGCAACCUACUCGCGUCCUUCGCCCAAUACCGUCGCCUAUCAAGAUUCCCUUGCCAAUGCUUGCGGUGUCAGCCUCAACACUCGCAUUCUUGAGUUUAAGCCUGCGCCCCCUGAGUCCUCCAAGCCAAUUGAUCUCCGCCAGCAGUACAACCGUCCCCUCAAGCCCGCAACUGCCACUUCUGCUCAGUUCCGUCGCCGCGUCGCAACUGCUCCUGAGCGUGUUCUGGACGCCCCUGGUCUGAUCGACGACUACUACCUCAACCUUCUUGACUGGAGUUCUGGCAAUCAGGUCGCCAUUGGCCUUGAGCGAAAUGUCUAUGUCUGGUCUGCUGAUGAGGGAAGCGUUAGCUGUCUCCUUGAAACGAGUCCUGACACUUACGUUAGCAGUGUAAAGUGGUCUGGCGAUGGUGCCUAUGUCGGCGUUGGCCUUGGUACCGGUGAGGUACAGAUCUGGGACGUUGCCGAGGGCCAGAAAGUUCGCAGCAUGUUCGGCCACGACACCCGCAUCGGUGUGAUGGGCUGGAACAAGCACCUUCUCUCCACUGGUGCACGCAGUGGACUUGUUUUCAACCACGAUGUCCGUAUCGCUGAGCACAAGGUGGCAGAACUCGUCUCGCACACAUCCGAGGUCUGUGGCCUCGAGUGGCGAUCCGACGGUGCCCAGCUCGCCACUGGCGGCAACGACAACCUCGUCUCUAUCUGGGAUGCUCGUUCUCUUUCUGUUCCCAAAUUUACCAAGACCAACCACAAGGCCGCCGUCAAGGCUCUCGCCUGGUGCCCCUGGAACAUGAACCUUCUGGCCACGGGUGGUGGCUCGUAUGACCGCCACAUCCAUUUUUGGAACUCUACGUCGGGCGCUCGCGUCAACAGCAUUGAUACUGGCUCGCAGGUUACCAGUCUCCGGUGGAGCCCUCACUACCGUGAAAUUGUCAGCUCUAGUGGAUUCCCUGACAACUCGCUCAGCAUUUGGAGCUACCCGACGUUGGUUCGUAACGUCGAGAUUCCUGCACACGAGAGCAGGGUCCUCCACAGUUGCCUCAGCCCUGACGGACAGAUGCUUGCUACUGCAGCUGCCGACGAGAGUCUGAAAUUCUGGAAGGUGUUCGAGAAAAAGGCGGGAGCUAGUGCCGGUGUCGGCGGCAGCAGCUCUUCGGCCAAAGCAGACAUGGUCAAGCAGAUGACCAUCCGGUAA